GGUCGGGUCAUGUGACCACACCACUGGCUCCUCUGAAGGGAAAUUCUAUUAGCUGAGCCGAGUCUGCUUUGCUCCCAAUCUGUGCCGCGUCGCCGGCAGCUACGCUGUGUUGCCUUUUUAACUGACUGCGAUACGAAAAUAAAAGGUUUGCGGUCAGGCCACUGAGAUAAAGCCAACGUUGGAGGAGAGGACACACACGGUUGUCGCAGAGAUUCAGUCCGUCUUUCCCCAGUUGUACUUUUCCACGCCAGACUCUUCCUCUACGUCGCUCUAGGAGCUGUGAAGCUGGGAGAAACGACACCCAGCCACCAGCAAAAACCACCCGACCCACCGUGAUGGCAUCCAGCGACAUGGAAAGUCGAGCUGAUGGAUCUUUGUUCUCGGACCAGAUCCCAUCAGAACUGGACGCUCUGUGUCCGUCUCCUCCUGGACCAUCCAGACCUCAAAGGAACUAUGAGAGGAUUGGAGGACAAACGGGAACCUCAUUUUGUCAGACUCUGAUCCACUUGUUGAAAGGGAACAUCGGUACCGGCCUGCUGGGGCUGCCUCUGGCUGUCAAAAAUGCAGGACUGGUGGUGGGGCCAGUCAGUCUUCUGAUCAUGGGAAUCAUCGCUGUCCACUGCAUGAAGCUGCUGGUGAAGAGUUCCCACCACCUCGGUUCUAAGAUGGACAGACCGACUCUGUCUUACGGUGAGGUGAUGCAGUAUGGGAUGGAAAAUGUCUCGUGGCUGAGGAGACAUUCUCAGUGGGGAAAACGGAUGGUGAACUUAUUCCUCAUUAUCACCCAGCUGGGCUUCUGCUGCGUCUACUUUGUCUUCCUGAGUGACAAUGUCAAGCAGGUGGUGGAAGCAGCCAAUGCCACCACCGUCAGCUGCCAGGUGAACCACACCAACCAGACCGAAAUCCUGGUUCCGAGCUUCGACUCCCGCCUCUACAUGCUCUGCUUUCUGCCCUUCAUCAUCCUGCUGGUUUUCAUCCGUAACCUGAAGUACUUGGCGCCCUUCUCUCUGUUGGCAAACCUGGUCAUGACUGUUAGUUUGGUCCUCAUCUACAUCUACUCCCUCAUGCACAUCACGUACCCCAUCAACCUACCUAAGGCCGGCAGAGCAAAGGACUACCCUCUGUUUUUUGGGACGGCCAUUUUUGCCUUUGAAGGAAUUGGAGUGGUUCUUCCUCUGGAAAAUAAGAUGCAGACGCCUCAGAAGUUCCCCCAGGUUCUGUAUUUGGGUAUGGGCAUCGUCACCAUCCUCUACAUCAGCCUCGGCACCAUAGGAUAUCUCUGCUUUGGCGAGCACAUUGGUGGGAGCAUCACUCUGAACCUACCCAACUGCUGGACGUACCAGGUGGUGAAACUGCUCUACUGUUUUGGCAUAUUCAUCACUUUCGCCCUGCAGUUCUACGUACCAGCAGAAAUCAUAAUUCCACGUAUCCUGGCCAACGUUCCAGAGAGGUGGGAGAAGACCGUUGACCUGCUGGUUCGCACCGCCCUCGUCUUCAUCACGUGCACCCUCGCCAUCCUGAUACCGGAGCUGGACCUAGUCAUCUCAUUGGUCGGCUCAGUCAGCAGCAGUUUCCUGGCUCUCAUCUUUCCUCCCAUCUUGCAGCUUCUAGCGUUUCACACGGAGGGCACGUCUCCACUGGUGUUCGUCAAGAACCUAAUUAUCAGCCUGUUUGGUUUCAUCGGCUUCAUUGCAGGAACUUACAUUGCCAUUGUGGAAAUCAUCACCCGAAAUGGGCAAAAACAUGAAGGGGACCUUUCCACCUACGUAGUCCAGUGAUGCUGACCAUCAGCAGGUCGUUGCAGCCACUCUGAACCAUUUAGAUCAGUUUUAUCUGUAUUCCUGUUAUAAUUUGCUGCUGUUUGACAGGGAUUUUAAUGUAAUCAUGCCACAUUUUACAUCUCCAUCUUGUUUAAAGUCCAGCUUAGUGCAAUCUAAAAGUAAUGCAAUAUUAGUAUUCCUUCAUGUCGGAAUCAUUACCAGAUUCUAAGAGAUCAGAGGAGUUUUAGAGGUAAUUUAUUUUACGUAAAGGCUGAGAAUAUCCAUGUUCAGUCAAGAGAUCAAACUACCUCAAUAACUGCUACUGAUUUUAACACCAACAUUCAACACAGAUAUUGUAGAAUUUUACCUUCAUCUUGAAUAUGUUUCUGUUUACAGCUUUAGUUUUACCAGUCAGUGUCCUGUCACAUUUAAAAAGAACGAGUUCUUGCACUUUGAUUUAUGCCUUAUUCAGUGAAGCUGUGCACUUUAGACUUGUAAUAAUAUCAUAGUUUUGUUAAGAAAAAAUAAAGGAUUUCUGUUUUCAUAUUAACUAAUUAUUGCGCUUUUGACCUCUUCUUAGAUCUUCUGGUGAUUACACAAACGUCUGAGCUCCUUAUGGAUUUAACAUGUGAGGCAUAGCUGCUGUAAUCAUGAUGAAACCGAUGUUGGUCCACAUUUCGUUUCUGAAAGCAGUAAAAAAGAAUAAAUAAAUAACUCAUGUAAUUUUUUUUCUCUUUUGAAACAAAAUGAGUCCCGAUGACAUGCACAUUGUCACUUUUGGGUUUUUGAGGUAUUUAAUAUAAAAGGAUGUAACUGCAAACUCACAAAUGGUACAAACGUUUCCAUUUAAUUAAAAUUAAUUCAACAUUUUUCUCUUUUAUGACAAGAUAUAAAGCUUUUACACAACAAACUGCAUCUAAAUCUAAAGGAUUUCAUAACAAGGGAGGUUAAAAAACACAAAGAAAUCAAAUAAUUAAGUCCUAUUAGACACCCCGCUGUGGAACAGUAAUAUCAAGGACAAAUAGAUUUGCUCUACUUUUAUAAUGAAGAGGCUCUUCUGUGUUUUUAAAAGUAUAUUUUUAUUUUUAGUGAGAAUUCUAAUCUAGUAGUCGUGAUUUUUUUCUUAAUAGAUCUAUUUUAUUUAAUGCAGAACAUGCAUUUUAAACCAAUCUUAAGUUUUAAGUACAGAGAAGCUCUGCAUGUAAAAUAAUGUAACACGUCUGUAAAGACCACACCAGCAGUAGUUUUUCAUAAAUGGAAAACCGUGUCCAUCUUCAGUGUGAGACAGAUAAAAUCUGAGUUUGUUUACAGUGCUUAUGUGGCAGUAUCAACCAGAGAAAAACUGUUUUUAGUGUAAAUACAGAAAACAAAGCGAGCUGUGGGCCUUAUGUGUAUAAAUGACUAAGUUUUUUUUUUAUCAUGUGUGUAUUCAUCCCUCUGUUGCAUAUGUAAAUAUUUGCAUACAAAUAGAAUCUUUUUAGCACACCAUUUUUCUUCCAUUUAGAUUAACUUUUGUGCCGAAAUAAGAGAAUUGAGUUCACCAGAAUAUGUAAAUGGUUUUCAGAUUUGAGUGUGACCUCCUCCUAGGAGUCGUCAGAACUUUUAAAAGUUCUUUAUCUGCUGAACCACGUCCACACAUUUUUACCUUUUCACAUUAGUUUUUCAUUUAACUCAAAAUAAAUGACAAUGAAAGCAUCAA
Messenger RNA from Nothobranchius furzeri (turquoise killifish), 3459 nucleotides. It is a transcript of the gene slc36a1, whose product is annotated as solute carrier family 36 member 1. The record is from RefSeq and is a predicted model, not a curated record. NCBI's taxonomy places the organism in Eukaryota, Metazoa, Chordata, Actinopteri, Cyprinodontiformes, Nothobranchiidae. Gene Ontology annotation, molecular function: L-proline transmembrane transporter activity; amino acid:proton symporter activity; L-alanine transmembrane transporter activity. Gene Ontology annotation, biological process: proton transmembrane transport; L-alanine transport; proline transmembrane transport.